AUGGCGGGUAAUAGGAAGCACUAUACGAAGUCAGACACAUCUAAUUUAUAUUUUCGAACUCCUUUAUUACAAAGUACUUGUUUAAGCAACAAAGUUGGUUGUAAUGUAUACUUGAAGCUAGAGAAUGUGCAGCCAGCGGGCUCUUUUAAAAUUCGCGGUAUUGGAAACUGCUGUAAGAAGGCUUUAGAGAAAGGUUACACUAACAUUGUAUCAUCCUCAGGAGGCAAUGCUGGCUUGGCUGCAGCCUAUGCAGGGAGAAAGCUUAAAAUGCCCACAACUGUUGUUGUACCAGAAAUUACACCUGAUUUUACCAUCGAAAGAAUCAAAGAAGAAGGAGCAAAUGUUAUUGUAAAAGGAAAGGUUUGGGAUGAAGCAAACAUUCAUGCUAUUGAACUUUCCAAAAUUCAUGGUCACUUUCUUGUUCAUCCUUUUGACCAUGACGACAUUUGAUGACCAUCAAAUGCUGGUUCAACUCGCCUGUGGGGCAACCUUAUCUGCAUUAUAUUCUGAUGUUUUACUAAAGUUGCAAAAAAAAGGUCACCUUAAAUAUUUGAAAGACGUUGUUGUGAUUGUGUGCGGAGGAAGUGGUGUAUCGUUAAAGAAACUGAAAGAAU
This is a messenger RNA of Xenia sp. Carnegie-2017, 614 nucleotides long. Its product is annotated as serine dehydratase-like. The coding region runs from base 1 to 450 and encodes 149 amino acids. Gene Ontology annotation, biological process: L-threonine catabolic process; L-serine catabolic process. NCBI's taxonomy places the organism in Eukaryota, Metazoa, Cnidaria, Anthozoa, Malacalcyonacea, Xeniidae. The record is from RefSeq and is a predicted model, not a curated record. Gene Ontology annotation, molecular function: threonine deaminase activity; L-serine ammonia-lyase activity. The transcript is spliced from 6 exons.